This is a messenger RNA of Chondrus crispus (carragheen), 336 nucleotides long. RefSeq lists its product as hypothetical. The coding region runs from base 1 to 336 and encodes 111 amino acids. The transcript has a single exon. The record is from RefSeq and is a predicted model, not a curated record. Lineage: Eukaryota; Rhodophyta; Florideophyceae; Gigartinales; Gigartinaceae.
AUGUCUGUGGAAUAUUCCUCAAUUGGAUAUCGGGUUCAAUGUGAAAUAAGCAUAUCAUACAGACCCCUCCUACUUAAAACGUAUUUUAUGGUUACUUUUAAGCGGCCAAGCCACAAAUUACCCCAUAACCGUUCAUUCUUGAUCGAUCCAUUCACAAUCUGCUCAAUAAAUUCCAAUCCCCGUCUGAGGCUUCGCAAUUAUCAUCAUUCUCGACAAAAACAUCUUUCUAGCAUAUACUCCUGUUGGUCCUCCCCCAAUAAAUCUCCUCUGAUCGCAAACAUUGCGUGUCGUCAGCACCGUAGCCAUCUGCCCCCGUCAAGCGACAAUCGUCGAUGA